GGCCCAAGUGUAAACAAACGGUUCAGGGAAACGCUUUCCAACACCAUCUCGAGGAGCAGGUUAUUAGUGCGUGUGUUCGUUUUUUUUUAAGUAAAAAGGGGGAGAAGAUUGACCAUUGGAUAAUCUUUAGCAGGUCAUGAAGGUGAAGAUUAAAUCCUGGACGGGAGUGGCUACAUGGCGGUGGGUGGCUAAUGAUGACAGUUGUGGCAUUUGUAGGAUGCCCUUUGAUGGAUGCUGCUCAGAUUGUAGGUUGCCAGGUGAUGACUGCCCACUAGUGUGGGGCCAGUGCUCUCACUGUUUCCAUAUUCACUGCAUUAUGAAGUGGCUUCAAUCUCAACAGCUUCACCAGCAGUGUCCAAUGUGUCGGCAAGAGUGGAAGUUUAAAGAAUAACUUUAAAAUACUUUAUAUUUUGUUUACUGUUUCAAGACUCAUAAGUUGUGGGAGGAGUAAAUUUGAUGAUUUGAAAGAUAUGGGUCACUCAAAGCAUAGGGACUCGUCAUCUGAGUCAUUGGAGGAAAAACAUAGAAGGAAACACAAAAAAAAGCAUAGGGACUCACCGUCUGAGUCAUCGGAAGAAGAACGCAGCAGAAAACACAAAAAAAGGCAUUGGGACUCGUCGUCUAAAUCUUUGGAGGAAGAACGUAGAAGAAGACACAAAAAAAGGCAUAGGGACUCAUCAUCUGAGUCUUCGGAGGAAGAGCGCAGAAGAAAACACAAAAAAAAGCAAAGAAAAAAAAGUAAGAAGCACUACAAGAGAGAUUCAUCAAGGGAGAGGGACAGGAAGAGGACCAGAUCAUCCUCAGAAUCAAGAGAAGAAUCAAGCUUAGGGAGUUAUCAUCAGAGCAUAAAAAGACAUAAGAGAUCCAGGUCAAGAAUGAGAUCCUCAUCAGAAGAAUCAGUUCCAUUCAACAAAAAGGAUGAAAUAAAGGUGAAGAAAGAAUACGAAGAACGGGAGGCACUAAAGCUGUCCUCCGAUUAUAACAGAAAAUCUGAAGUUAAGGAUACUGUAGCUCAGCGUUGUGGUGAUGAAGUCCCUGGCUCUUCAGUCAAACAUGAGAAAAAUAAAAUUACAAGUUCAGAUUCAGAGGAUGAUCUAAUGUUUGAAUGGGAGCACUAUCGAUAUGAGAUUAAUCAGAUAUUCUCAAAUGACGACAUUAUCAAAAGAGGAACAACUGAAUAUGAUGAUUUUUGGAAAUUUCUGAAAAAAUACCAAGGUCUCCAAAAACAAAAAACAAUAAGACAGAUGUGUGGAAAUAAGCAGUACAGAGAGGAAACAGGGGCAGGUGAAGUAAGUAGUGUUUACAGAGUUCCUCAGCAUUUUGAUAAAAGAUACAAUAUCAAUUUUGCUCUUACUGUAACUACUGAUGAUUUUCAAAGAAGACUUCCCAUUAGAGAUUUAGAUGAAGAUAAGCCAAGUCUGUCAAGAAAGAGAUUAACAGAACUCAAGUUCAUUAUAUUGCUUUAUUUAGAUUUUCUGCAGAAACAGAGGUUUGAAAAGCUGAAAAAAUUGAGGGAAACGCAGGCUAACCUUCCAAUUUCAAAUUAUAAAGAGGAAAUAAUUUCAAAAGUUUCAUCAAACAAUGUUGUAAUUAUAGCUGGUGACACAGGUUGUGGUAAGUCUACCCAAGUGCCACAAUAUCUGCUUGCAGCAGGUUAUUCUAACAUUGCAUGCACUCAGCCACGUCGUAUAGCAUGCAUAUCAUUGUCAAAGCGUGUAGCAUAUGAAACAUUAAAUGAGUUUGGCUCAAAGGUUGGUUAUCAGAUAAGAUUUGAAAAGAAUAAGACGGAACAUACAAAAAUAGUUUUUUUGACAGAGGGACUUCUUCUCAGACAAGUGGCCAGUGAUCCACUGCUCUCAAUGUAUGAUGUAAUGAUUCUUGAUGAGAUUCAUGAAAGGCAUCUUCAUACAGACUUUCUCUUGGGUGUUAUCAAAUGCCUUGUAAUGCAGCGAGAAGACAUAAAGGUUGUUCUAAUGUCAGCUACAAUAAACCUUGAUCUCUUUAGGAAUUACUUCAUGGGGAAGGCUCCUGUUGUCCAAGUUCCGGGUAGACUUUAUCCCAUCAAACUGCAGUACUUUCCUAUCCCCGUGAUUGAGCAGGCAAGUAAGAGUGAGAAGCUGAAUCCAGCACCUUAUGUAAGAAUUUUACAGCUCAUUGACAAGAAGUAUCCAGAUGAUGAACGAGGUGAUUUGCUGAUUUUCCUCAGUGGCAUGAGUGAAAUAUCAACAGUUGUUGAAGCUGUUAAGCUUUAUGGUCAGCAGACUGGUAAAUGGAUUGUGCUACCUUUACACAGUACUCUGUCAGUAUCAGAACAAGAAAAGGUGUUUGAUGUGCCUCCAGAAGGAAUUAGAAAGUGUAUUGUCUCCACCAAUAUUGCUGAGACCUCUGUAACAAUAGAUGGUGUACGAUUUGUUAUUGAUUCUGGCAAAGUUAAAGAAAUGAGUUUUGAUGCACAGUCAAAAAUGAGAAAGUUAAAGGAAUUUUGGAUAAGUCAGGCCUCUGCUGAACAGAGAAAAGGUCGAGCAGGUAGAACAGGACCGGGCACUUGUUUCCGACUGUACACAGACCAAGAGUAUUCUCAGUUCUCCCAAUACAGUACCCCAGAGAUCCAGCGUGUCCCGCUAGACUCAUUGGUCUUGCAGAUGAUAUCCAUGGGCCUCCCCAAUGUUCGGCUCUUCCCAUUCAUUGAGCCUCCUGCCCAAGAACAGUUGGAGAAUGCAGUUCAGUCACUGAAAGCUCAUGCUGCCAUCACCGAAGCUGAAGGAGUAACGACUAUUGGAAACCUUCUCUCACAGCUUCCCAUGGACAUCAGCCUUGGGAAGAUGCUGAUAAUGGGAUCUCUUUUCCAUCAGGUCGAACCAGUUCUCUCUCUGGCUGCAGCAAUGAGCGUGCAGAGUCCCUUCACCAACCGAGCUCGCAGGGAUCCUGAUUGUGAGGCCUUUAUCAAAACUCUUCAGUCAGACCAUGGUGACCCUUUCACUCUUCUGGCCUUAUACAGAGAAUGGCUGUACAUCAAGCAGAAUGGACACGAGAAUUCAAGAAAAUGGUGCAAGAGACGAGGGUUGGAAGAACAGAGAUUCUACGAAAUGACAAAGUUACGCCAUCAGUUUUUACAGCUUCUACAAGAGUCAGGCUUACAAGAAGUUGCUGGUUGUGCUCGUGCCCCAUUGACAAGUGCUGAAAGAGCUCAGAGAAGUGGUCACUUGCGUCAGCUUCACGAUCUUAAAAGAGAGUUGUACAAAGAUGGCCCGAGGAAGGUGAAAGUACUGAAAGUGUCUCAUGGGGAAGAAGUUGUUAGUGAUGAAGAAGAUAACCGAACAGACAUAAAAGAUGUUGAUUUCAGGAUCAAAAAUGACCAGAAGCGACUCUCUGAGAUUUACCGAAGUUGCAAAAUACAUACACUGAAGGAUAUUAUCAUGAUGAAAAUUAUAAUAUGUAGUGGACUCUAUCCCAAUGUAGCAAUUGCAGAUGAACAUAAUAAUUAUAAGCCUGGGAGUGAACAGCUAUUUCACACCUUUGCAAAGCCCUUUACUGUUCUGCAUCCAAACAGUGUUUUUUCUAGCCAGCCGGAAGUUCUCCAGAUUGCUGAUUCUGAUAUAAUUGAAUAUCCUGGAUUUAGUCUACGAAAUCCUCUAUGCUCAAAGCACCAGUUUUUAGUGUAUGUUUCUUUGUUGGAGACAAACAAACCCUAUCUAGUUGAUUCAGUGCGAGUUCCUUCAGCUCAGGUGGUGUUGUUAUUUGCACAAAGCAUUGAUACAAAUGCAGAUAUGACUGUUAUAGCUUUUGAUAAUUUCAUUGAAUUAAAAUUUCCAGAUGCAAUGUCUGCUCAGAAUCUUCUUUUCCAAGCUGUUCAGUUACGUACUAAGUGGAAAUAUUUGUUGGACUUGAGAAUACAGAUUUCUAAACCUUCAAUUGACAAUCGGGAUCGGUUGAUUACUGAUGCUAAUAAACUAGAAAAGGACCUUUCUGUUGGAUUAAUUGAUUUCUUCUUAACUGAUGCACUAUAUGCAAAGAGAAGACUUCUUGCUGCAGAUCUAGCAGUGCUCCAUGUGGGACCUGGGUCAGGAGACUGUAUCUUGAGUGGGAAUCCAUUUAGUAAGGAUGCAAGUGAACCAUGCCAAGCAAACAAUACCAAGGGUGGGGUGGAUCUCACAGAAUACCUCACUUACAACAGCCUCUUUGAUACAGAAUGUAGUGUCACCACCAUCACUUCUUAUGAUACAGUCUGUCCUUACUGUGACAAGGAAUUGCAUGUUACAACUUUAGGGCGUUUGUCACACAUGUCACUUUGCUUGGAGGGCUUACUCCAGUCUUCUGAAAAUGUGGACGCGGAAGAAGAAAACAAAGGUGAUGAUCCAACGAAGAAGAAAUUCUAUUGCGAAGUUUGCCAACACACCCUGUGGUUAGGUAUUAAGGACAUUUUCAAACACAAGAAAAUUUGUAAAUAGAUGCAAGUUGUGUAAGUGUCUUGUUUUUAUUUUUCAUGAUUGGAAGAGAAUAUAUUGUGAAAUUCAUGUUGUUGUGACUAGAUUUUUUAAAAUGAAAAUUUUACCUGUUCAAGUAUGAGAAUUGCAUAUUAGGGUAUAUAUGCUUUGUUUAUGAUUAUGUAAAAAAUAAGGUUUUCAUUUUCUGAACUCAAUGUUUUUAUACAAAUAUAACAAGGAAUAGAGAAAC
Messenger RNA from Penaeus monodon (black tiger shrimp), 4674 nucleotides. Its product is annotated as probable ATP-dependent RNA helicase DHX34. Gene Ontology annotation, cellular component: intracellular anatomical structure. NCBI's taxonomy places the organism in Eukaryota, Metazoa, Arthropoda, Malacostraca, Decapoda, Penaeidae. The transcript has 4 exons. Gene Ontology annotation, biological process: nuclear-transcribed mRNA catabolic process, nonsense-mediated decay. The coding region runs from base 471 to 4448 and encodes 1325 amino acids. Gene Ontology annotation, molecular function: ATP binding; RNA binding. The record is from RefSeq and is a predicted model, not a curated record.